Messenger RNA from Entamoeba invadens IP1, 666 nucleotides. RefSeq lists its product as hypothetical. Bases 1 to 666 code for a protein of 221 amino acids. The transcript is spliced from 2 exons. Gene Ontology annotation, biological process: Ras protein signal transduction. Gene Ontology annotation, molecular function: GTP binding; GDP binding; GTPase activity. Gene Ontology annotation, cellular component: plasma membrane. NCBI's taxonomy places the organism in Eukaryota, Evosea, Mastigamoebida, Endamoebidae. The record is from RefSeq and is a predicted model, not a curated record.
AUGGACUUAAAAGUAGUUAUGUUAGGUAAAGAUGGCAGUGGUAAAACGUCAUUAAUAACUCAAUUUGUUGGGUUGCCCAAACCCACGUUUCCCAAUAAUGUUCCUUUUGAAGACUUUUACCGUAAAACAGUUUCGAUUGGUGGUAAUUCCAUCAACUUUGAUAUUUUCGAUUCGUUUUCCAUAGAGGAGUCAAGUCUACUUCGAGACCAAUACAUUAAAUGUGGUAGUUGUUUUAUAAUAAUUUAUUCUAUAGACUCUUUAAAAUCUUUUGAAGUCGCUAAAACGUCCAGAGAAUACAUUUACAAAACCAAAGAAAUUGAAAGUAAUAAACACCUUUCAGUGGUGUUGUGUGGUAACAAAUGCGACUUAGAAAUGCAGAGAAAAGUUUCGUAUAAAGAGGGACAACAAAUUGCUGAAAAGUGGAAUGCAACAUUUUUUGAAUCAUCUGUGUAUCAAAAUAUUAACACUGAUGAUAUUUUUAUGGAAGUUGCUAAAAAUUAUAAGGAGAAUAAACAACACAUUACAAAGAAUAAUGAAAUUAAGUCUAACUGUUUCGUCUUUUUUAAAUUAGUAAAAAAUAAUUUUAAAUCAAAUAAAAUGGGUUUUUCAUUUAAUUUUAUUUUGUUUGAGUAUAGACCACCAAAAAAUAAUCAUACAGCAAGAUAA